This is a messenger RNA of Moneuplotes crassus, 1069 nucleotides long. The record is from the annotation of a GenBank genome assembly. NCBI's taxonomy places the organism in Eukaryota, Ciliophora, Spirotrichea, Euplotida, Euplotidae.
GUUAAUUUUUAGUCAAUGGAGCGAGAAUCUGAACAAUCAGAGGUACUACUUAGAAUAUUAAUGCAAAGAAGGAAUGAACUUGCACAUACAGAUAUGAUGUUGUGUGAAAAUAUUAGGAGGAUAGAGAGUCAAAUUGAUGGGCUGAUUUCAGAUGGAAAUUGCAAAGAUAGUGAAGACGAUUGAAAACACAGUGGUGAUAAUACUAGCAAGCCUGAGCAAUACAUUGAAACUUCAGAGCAGUUUAGCGAUCAAAAGCCACUUCCUUCAAAUUAUGGGAACCAAGUCAUGGUCAAGGCUGAAAACUUCAGUGAAACAAAGCCCAGACACUGAAAAUCUUACAGUCUUUCAAACCCAAAAAUCACUAUCCUAGAUGGUUUCAAUGACUUUAAGAUUGAAGAUGAUGAAAGUAUGGUUUCAGAAGAAAGUGUAUAUAUCUGACUGAAACCCAAUAUGCAGAAAAAUAUGAAUUCCAAACUUUGACAAGCCAAUGAUAUCAGUGCAAUUACUUAUGAGCACACUGAUAAUUUUCAAACUACUUCAGGAAUUAAACAGGAGACGCAACUCGACCAGAAAAUUCUUUCUAAAGUUGAAUUGCUAUCUAAACAGCCUAAGGAAGAUAUUUCCGGGUGAAAAUCAGUAGAAAUAACUCAGGGAAGGGCACUUGAGCAGACUGUGUCUUCAACAUCAAGAAAAAGAAGAUCCAAGUACACAAUGUACCCUGCAGAGUUCAAAGAAAUUGCUAUCUCAAUGGCACUUGAAGUAGGAACCAAGGAGGCUUCUAAAUAACCUUGAAGUCCCAAUAAAAUCCCUAAAAAGAUGGAUGAUAGUUGGUGCUCAAAGGAAGAAAGGAGGCGGUAGGAAGACUAGACAUCCCCAAAUGGAAGAAACUCUUAAAAAAUGGAUACUCCAGUGAAAAAGGGAAAAUGUAGACCUCAACAUGGAAGUCAUUUGUCAAAAAGCCAGAGUGCUCUCUCAAGAUGAAAGUUUCAAGGCAUCAAAAGGAUGGUACUGCAAGUUUAUCCAGAAAGUCGGCUUCCAGAAAUAAGGAAUUUAUAGAUCCCUCAAUAUA